Messenger RNA from Fonsecaea pedrosoi CBS 271.37, 2106 nucleotides. RefSeq lists its product as uncharacterized. Gene Ontology annotation, molecular function: protein binding. The coding region runs from base 1 to 2106 and encodes 701 amino acids. Gene Ontology annotation, cellular component: cytoplasm. NCBI's taxonomy places the organism in Eukaryota, Fungi, Ascomycota, Eurotiomycetes, Chaetothyriales, Herpotrichiellaceae. The transcript has 2 exons. The record is from RefSeq and is a predicted model, not a curated record.
AUGAGCACUGACGAAGUGUCUCGGAUGUUUUUACCUCAACGCAAGACUGUACACAGGAGUAAUUCGUCCUCGUCGCUCUCAUCCACUAGUUCUUCUGGUUCAACGGUCACCCUCACCCAGAGUGAUGGCUCAUCAGAACCCGCUCAUGGACCAAAGAAGAAAACAAGGGGAGGGUUCUGGCCUGUUUCCAAGUCGGAGUCGACCGCGAGUGUCUCCAAUGCCCGGGCAAACGGGUCGCUUCAAACGGCUAUCGGAAACUCCUUGGUAGGAAAGAGUCCGGUACAGCCAGCACUGCCGAAUCAGAGUCCAACAACUCAAGUGAAUGGGUCCAGAGUUGUAAAUGGAGCGGUCACUGGCGAGCCAGCCGCGAUUUUGGCACUGUUACCGAUGAAUGGCACGUUCGAGAGGAAACAGAUCAAUCUCCCAUUCUAUCCAGAAGUCCUUCGCAUUGGCCGUCAGACAAAUGCAAAGACUGUUCCAACUCCCGUGAACGGAUAUUUUGACUCCAAGGUGCUGUCGCGACAACAUGCCGAAGUAUGGGCAGAUCGGAGUGGGAAGGUGUUCAUCAGAGAUGUGAAGUCGUCAAAUGGCACCUUUGUCAACGGACAGCGACUCUCGCCGGAAAAUCGAGAAUCCGAGCCCCAUGAACUUCGUCAACACGACACACUAGAAUUGGGCAUAGAUAUCGUGAGCGAGGAUCAAAAGACCAUUGUUCACCACAAGGUUUCAGCCAAGGUGGAAUAUGUAGGCUUGCCUGGAACGACCAACAACGUGCUCGAUCUUACUUUUGGCGACCUGGAUCCCUCUCAUGGUGGAAGCCUAUUGGCAUCACCUGUAAGUUCACCAAUGCUUCACAGUCGAAGCCGGCCUGGGGGACCGACAACGAACGGGCGGGCUUCGGCUCCAUCAAGCGUCGCAGGCAGUCAGAUGAGUUCAAUUGCGCAGCAACGGAUGAAUAUGUGGGGUGCCACGCCUCUGAAUGUGGAACAGCUUGUCAAGACAUUGGCCAUAGAGAUGCGAGCAGCAAGACAGCAGGCGGAGGAACUCGACCAGGCGGGUGCGUUUCUGAACUCAUUGUUGACACCUGGGGCAGCAGCGCCCCGACCUCAGCCCACAUCAAAGGAAGGGGUUCCUCAACGGCAGUCCAAUGGACGUGCUAAGGCUCCCAAAAUGGAGCAUAUGACGCGCUUCGCUGAUCCCCCAGCACCACCGCCACAGCAACCGCUUCCGGAGAAGCCAGACUCUUCAAAAGCAAGCCCUGUUGCAACAUCAUUUACGAAUCUCCUGAAGCGCGGAGAAACCGCUAAACCGCCCAGCAAUGCAUCAAAUUCUCCCACAAAUACUCAAAACAGUCAAAUGAUGUCUCUCAUCGAGGCGCUGUCUAUCGCCAAAAAGGAACUUGACUCUCAGGGCGCCCGCGUGAAGCAACUAGAAGAUAUGCUGAGGCAGGAACGGUCAGCCAGAGAGGAUGCUGAAGAACGUGCUCGAAAGCUCGAACAACAUGCAGCAUCACGGCCGGUCUCGGUCGUUGAAGAAGAAUCCGAAACUCCGACAGAAUCUACUCACGACGCGAAGGGCAUUGAAGAAGUGGGAAACGAGGCGAACGGCGAACUUGAUGCGAGAACGAUGAGCCUACAGCAGAACCUGGACCAAGUUCUUGGGGAGAUGCAGAGACUAAAAGCAGACGUGGACCAAUUCCAGCGUCGCGCAGAGACAGCAGAAGCCGAUGCAACCAACGCCCGGAAAAGCCUCGCAGAGAUGAUUGAUAAGAUUCGAGCAGAAAACGAGAAAGCCGAAUCAUCCACAAGGAAGUCGCGUGAACAUGAAACACGCACCCAGGGUGACGAGGACGCUGAGGCUACCAACGCGGAAGAAGAGCAAAUCUCGACGUCCCUAAUCCAGUCAGUCGCACAAGCAAAUGGCCACGUUCGCACACCCAGAUUACCUGAGCACCUUGAGCGGGCAGUGGCAACGGUUCUACGAGACAAAAGCAGUAGCUCAGAUGCUAUUGCUCAGUCAGCACCAUACGUGUCCAUGCUCGGGGUGGUCCUAAUCGGAGUAGGACUAAUGGCCUAUCUCAACUCCUGGCAGAAGUCGGAAACAUGA